GCCAUUUUCCCACUCCUUUUUCUAACGGAAGCAGGCGACGGGCGGAAGGACCUGGAGGUGGUCGUAGUGAAGGGAAAGCGGGCUUUCCCGCAGUGAGAGGGGAGAUGGAAGGGACUGUGUACAGAGUUCAGUAUCGGCUGCAAGCGCUUGUGUAGUGGACGCGCGGCCCCACCAGACACCGUCAUAAAUCUUUUAAAAAGUGUUGUAUCAGAACCACAUGCCACCCUAUUCUCCCUCUCCUUGAUUGAUUUCUAAAAGACUGUGCCUUGUUCGGAAGGUUUUACUUAAGCCUCUUUUGUGCCAGUCUGGUGAAGCCUGUAGAUUGUCCUCAGAGUCAAGUUUUUAAAUGGAUAAGAUAUAGAAGAUUCCAAAGGAAAACAAUUAUGUUGACACAGUUUUCUAUUUGUAUAAACUCUGAGUUCUUGAUAGAGUGAUAAAUAUAUGCUUUUCGAAAUGAACUUUCUUAAACAAGAUCUAGUGGGGAGUAUAGUAACAACUGGAAUUUCAAAGUAACGAGUUCGCACACCACCUUCGACAACUCCAAAGUAAAACGAAAACGUUUAAUCUCUGUGGUUGUUAAAGUUGCAGGCACUAAUAUUUUAAUGAAGGCAUAAUUCAUUAUUCAUUUCAUUAUUGCCUAUAGUCAUAAUUGAAGAACAUGCUAAAUUUCAGUUACAGGAUAGUGCGAAUACUUUUUUUUCUUAUGCUUCGGAGCGAAACUGACAUUAUUAAUAUUUUAACAACUGGAUGUAUUAAACAUGUCCAAAGGUUUUGGGCUCCAACCUGUGAUUGUUUAAGGUAGAGUUAAGGACAGCAGUUGAGUGUGAUUGCUACGGGGAGAGUCCUAGCUGGCAAAGUAAACAUCAGAAUUCAUGAAAGAAACUUAGUUACAAACUGGGGAGGUUUAUGCUGCAUGAUCACAUUAAGAUCUUUGCCAGAUUCGGGAUUUAUGUUAAAAUGCAUUAACUUACCUCGAUAUAUGAUUCCGUGUUUCAGAACUGUGGAACCCCUGGAGUAUUACAGGAGAUUUCUGAAAGAGAACUGCCGUCCAGAUGGAAGAGAACUUGGUGAAUUCAGAACCACAACUGUGAACAUAGGUUCAAUUAGUACUGCAGAUGGUUCUGCUUUAGUGAAGCUGGGAAAUACGACAGUAAUUUGUGGAAUUAAGGCGGAAUUUGCAGCACCACCAACAGAUGCCCCUGAUAAAGGAUAUGUUGUUCCUAAUGUGGAUCUACCACCUCUGUGUUCGUCGAGAUUUCGGUCUGGACCUCCUGGAGAAGAGGCCCAAGUGGCUAGCCAGUUCAUUGCAGAUGUCAUUGAAAAUUCACAGAUAAUUCAGAAAGAGGACUUAUGCAUUUCUCCAGGAAAGCUUUCUUGGGUUCUGUACUGUGAUAUCAUUUGCCUGGACUAUGAUGGGAACAUCUUGGAUGCCUGUACAUUUGCUUUGUUAGCAGCUUUAAAAAAUGUACAGCUACCAGAAGUUACUAUAAAUGAAGAAACUGCCUUAGCAGAAGUUAAUUUAAAGAAGAAAAGUUAUUUGAAUAUUAGAACUCAUCCAGUUGCAACUUCUUUUGCUGUAUUUGAUGACACUCUGCUCAUAGUUGACCCUACUGGAGAGGAGGAACAUCUGGCAACAGGAACCUUAACAGUAGUAAUGGAUGAGGAAGGCAAACUAUGUUGUCUUCACAAACCGGGUGGAAGUGGGCUGACUGGAGCUAAACUUCAGGACUGUAUGAGCCGAGCAGUUACCAGACACAAAGAAGUAAAAAAGCUAAUGGAUGAAGUAAUUAAGAGUAUGAAACCCAAAUAAACCACCACCACAUUUUCAAAACGGAUUUGUAAAAACUGUAUUUGUUACACUGUGCACAAACCUUUUAUACUAAAUAAAUAUCAAACUACA
Panthera uncia (snow leopard) is the source of this 1900-nucleotide messenger RNA. RefSeq names its product exosome component 8 (gene EXOSC8). The record is from RefSeq and is a predicted model, not a curated record. The transcript is spliced from 10 exons. Lineage: Eukaryota; Metazoa; Chordata; Mammalia; Carnivora; Felidae. The coding region runs from base 914 to 1810 and encodes 298 amino acids. Gene Ontology annotation, cellular component: cytoplasmic exosome (RNase complex); nuclear exosome (RNase complex). Gene Ontology annotation, biological process: U5 snRNA 3'-end processing; nuclear polyadenylation-dependent rRNA catabolic process; nuclear mRNA surveillance.